AUGCAUACGCAUGUGUGGAAGCAGAUCAGAGACAGAGAAGCUGGGAAAGUGCAUACGAACCAUUUCGCGAAUCGCAUAAAAUCGAAUCGCAUUUCGCAGCUCCAAUUGUCGAAUCACAAAGACAUCGUCUCCCCUCACAAGGGCGCCGUCAACUCCCUUCAGAUUGAUUCGACAGAGGGAAGGUAUCUGCUCUCCGCCGCCUCCGAUGCCUCGGUAGCCGUGUACGACGUUCAACGACCCUCCGCUUCCGAAUCAGCCGCCGCCUUCUCCAAGCACAAGUGCUUAUUUGUCGUAGACAAGCAACACCAACAGGCCCACAAAUAUGCCGUGUCCACUGCCAUAUGGUAUCCCAUUGACACCGGCUUGUUCGUCACUGGCUCAUAUGAUCAUCACAUUAAUGUUUGGGAUACCAAUACCACCCAGGUGGUGGUGAACUUCAAAAUGCCGGGAAAGGUGUAUAGGACUGCAAUGUCCAAUUUGUCAACCUCUCACAUGCUUAUCGCUGCUGGCACUGAGGAUGUCCAAGUUCGCCUUUGUGAUAUUGGUUCUGGGGCUUUUGCUCACACUUUGUCCGGUCACCGUGACGGUGUAAUGACUGUUGAAUGGUCUAAUUCAAGUGAAUGGAUCUUGGUUACCGGGGGAUGUGAUGGUGCAAUACGAUUUUGGGACAUCAGGCGUGCUGGCUGUUUCCAAGUUUUAGAUCAAUCUCGGACUCAGUUUGGAAGACGACCACCUAUACUCAAACGCUCCAUGAUACCUAAGGAUUCAAGUACAAAAUUGAGUGGUACCCAAAAGAAACAUGCUAAUGGAAGUGGUAGCAGACAACUGUCAAUUGGCAGGGUUCCAUCCAAGGGACCAACAAAGCAGAGGUUACAUCCAGGAAUGCUUUCUACUCAGGAUCGGGCGACUGCUCAUUAUGGUGCUGUGACAGGGUUAAAGGCAACCGAGGAGGGCAUGUAUCUACUGAGUGCAGGGUCUGAUUCAAGAUUAAGGUUGUGGGAUGUUCAAUCUGGCUGCGACACACUAGUGAACUUUGAAACAGUCCGUUUGCAAAUAAACAAACCUCUUCAAUUAGCCACCACUCAAGAUUCAACCCUCGUUUUUGUUCCAUGCAUGAGAGCUGUGAAAGCAUUUGACAUGUGGUCUGGGAAAACGUACACAAUAUUACGGGGCCACUAUGAAUGUGUAAACUCUUGCUGGUUUAAUGAACAAGAUCAGGAACUAUACACUGGUGGAAAUGAUAGACAAAUUCUUGUCUGGUCACCUGCUAGAUCAAUCGCUGAUGAAAUGGGCGAAGGACCUACUGAGGAUCAGGAUAACUGGAGUAGCUGA
Sphenostylis stenocarpa is the source of this 1332-nucleotide messenger RNA. Lineage: Eukaryota; Viridiplantae; Streptophyta; Magnoliopsida; Fabales; Fabaceae. The record is from the annotation of a GenBank genome assembly.